AUGGGUCUUUGUAGGGCUAAGCAAUUUCCUAGAAUUUCAACUGUGAUGCAUUGCUUUCAGGCUGAUGAUACUGCUGCAGAGUAUCCGACAGAGGGAUUAGUUGAAUGCCAUGCAGAUUUUCUUUCGAGAAGUCUACCGUAUAUCCCCAUACGGAAGCUCUGUAAAGGGCAAUUCUGUGUGAUUUCGGCAUUGCCGCAGGGUGAUGUGUACAGGGGCUGCCUGACAAUUGAUCAAAGCAAGUCCGAACGACAACUAGCGCCUGGCUAUUACCGUUCCUACAACGGCAUAGAGCAAUGGAUCUGUUCGGCGCCAAGCUGUAAUUACAAUUUGCAUAAAAUGCAGGAAUCAUGGCCAGAGGAAAUGGCUGAAUUCAAGUUGGUUGCUCUUUCUUCAUAA
Cooperia oncophora is the source of this 396-nucleotide messenger RNA. Lineage: Eukaryota; Metazoa; Nematoda; Chromadorea; Rhabditida; Trichostrongylidae. The record is from the annotation of a GenBank genome assembly.